This is a messenger RNA of Hypomesus transpacificus, 2298 nucleotides long. Its product is annotated as cytoskeleton-associated protein 2. The record is from RefSeq and is a predicted model, not a curated record. NCBI's taxonomy places the organism in Eukaryota, Metazoa, Chordata, Actinopteri, Osmeriformes, Osmeridae. The transcript is spliced from 7 exons. Gene Ontology annotation, biological process: negative regulation of microtubule depolymerization. The coding region runs from base 122 to 1915 and encodes 597 amino acids. Gene Ontology annotation, cellular component: microtubule cytoskeleton.
UGCAGCGCCAAUCUUAAAUGCGAAUAAGACCGUACGAAGACGUUGUUGCGACCUGGACCUAGGAUAUCUGACAAAUCCUCAGUUUUUGAAAGUGAAGUUGCACAGGGACGUCGAAAACGCAAUGGAGACCAUUUCAAAAGCAAAGGUCAACCUUAAAAAGCGUAACAAAGAGAACACGAGACCAGCAAGUGGUCUCACUAAGACCUUAAAUAAAAGGGAGGUCUCCAAAACAGUGACAACUUCAUCUGCUCCUUUGCAUUCAAAGCUUGAUGAAAAGGAAAUUAUUCUGGGACAGGAAGCAGAUGUGGUGAAAAAGGUCAAGACAGGGCAGGGGGCAGCAAGUGACGCUAAAUCACGCCACACACUCAGCCAGGCUUUCCUGACCAAACAGGCUGUCAGACAGAGAAAGAUUGUCACAGAGGCUCCAAAGCUACAGGCUUCCAUACCCCUUAAGCCUGCACCAGGCACCUACAAAGGCAGAGUUGUCCAGUCCAAAAUUGGGGCUAUCUGGAAGUCUAGUUGUAGCUUGGAUGGAGGAGCAGAAAACAAAGCAUCCACAAAACCAUCAGUGCCCAAGGUUGAAACACAGAAGACGAGAAAUUUGACCAAAUCCUUCUCUGACUUGCAUGGGCGUGGCACACAGAAGCCUCCUCAAGGUCAACCCUCCAAAUCCAAGUCUGUUACGGACGGGCCAAAUCUGGUCCCCAAACGCCCUGCUGCCAGCGGGCCUGCAGCCUCUCGCGAUGCAGGUCCCCCUGCCCGACAUGCUCCAUGUGGAUACCCGCCUCGUGCCAGCUCCACUAAGCCUGCCAUGGCAUCCAAGGGAACAGAGUCACGGAGCACCAAGCCUAAGAUGCCUGUUCAAAAUCCGAAGGUCAACAAGCCUGCUGUAUCAAGCACCCUCAGUCAGUACCGAGUACACACUGACACUGCUGAAGAGAGGAAAGUAAAGCUGGCAGAGUGGUUAGCAUCCAAAGGGAAGACUUUGAAAAGACCCCCGAUGACAUCGCGGGCAGCCCCAAUAACCAGACUGGUUGAGGUGAUUGAAGUCCAGGCCCCAUCCCAAAUAAUCCCUGAGCCAAAGUCCAGUGGUGAGCCUCAACCUCCUGCCCAGACUGAGACUAAACCACAGCCUGGUCUGCAAGCUCCAGAUCCCAACAUCGCUCCUCCACCUGAUAACAACCAGGGACCAGAGCUGCUGACUGCAUGUUCCUCAAGUCCACUGAUCAUGAACACAACUUUAGACCUGCUUGACAACUCUGAUAUGGACCUCCCGGUUGACCCAGAGGUCAGAAUUGAUGAUGUUGUAGUAAACCUUUGUAGUGUUUUGGAGGCCAUGGAGGCGCCCUCUCAGUGUGUAGAUGAACCAGAAGAGACCCAGGAUGAAUUUGUGGAGGAGAAUGUGGUACAUGAUGAGCCAAAUAACAAGGAGAACGAAUUGCCUGAGACUGUUUUAGACGUCGUCAAGUCAGAGGAUGAUGUAAAGAGUGUGGCUGAAGAGAGGGCCUCAAAGAAGAUAAACGAGUCCUGUAGCGAGGAAGGGGAAUCUGAUUGUGAGGACCUGACGGGGACCACGCCAGAGACUCAAGGAGCAUCUCUGGUGAAAUACAGCGUGAGGACGACUCCGUACCUGCAAAGUGUCAAGAAAACCAUGGAGGGUGAAGCAAGUGCUACUGGCUCGAGUAGGAAGAACACCAUAAAGGACCUCAAGUUCCUGACACCAGUGCGCCGUUCCUGUCGCAUCCAACGCAAGUCGUCUCGUCUGCCUGGCAUGCUGACCGACCACGACCCCUGUGUGUCGUCGCUGGCUGAACUGGUUCAACUGGAUGAUGAUGCCAAUGCCUACAUUUACAGGAAGAACCCAGCUCUCCUGGAGGAGCUUCCAGACCAUGCAAAAGACCUUGGGAAGAUCUGAGUGCUGUGCUGCUUAGGUUUGGGAAUGCUCUGUAAUGCAUGAGAUGGGUACCAAUGAAAGCUCAUGGUAACUUAAGGGCACCUUACAUCAUUGAUUUUGGUUAAUUGAUGGAAAAAAGCUAACUGCAGUAAUUACAUACACAUACGCUAAGAGGAGCAAAAGUCACUACAUAUGUAGCCUACUAAUCCCUAUAUGACUCAUGGAUGUUGUCAAGGAAGUCAGACUAUCUAGACCUUUCACUUUUUCUAAAGUUUCUAAUCUUAUAUUAUUAUGUUUUGUAUUCUACCUUUUUUGUUUUAGUAAAUCUGUUUUAUGAAUGUUUGUAAUUGGUGUUCGGUGUUGACAACUUUCAUUAAUAAAGAUGGAAGAGGCUUUGUAAAGAA